Messenger RNA from Gigantopelta aegis, 1606 nucleotides. Its product is annotated as acidic mammalian chitinase-like. Gene Ontology annotation, cellular component: extracellular region. Bases 1 to 1521 code for a protein of 506 amino acids. Gene Ontology annotation, biological process: chitin catabolic process; carbohydrate metabolic process. The transcript is spliced from 9 exons. The record is from RefSeq and is a predicted model, not a curated record. Gene Ontology annotation, molecular function: chitinase activity; chitin binding. Lineage: Eukaryota; Metazoa; Mollusca; Gastropoda; Neomphalida; Peltospiridae.
AUGAAAGUUCUACUGGUGGCCAGUCUACUUGUGGCAUGUUUUGUCUUGUCACAAGGCAGCACGUACCGACGAGUUUGCUACUACACGAACUGGGCGCAGUGGCGUCAAGGCAUCGGCAAGUACAAAGUGAGCGACGUUGACCCACAUUUGUGCACGCACAUCAUCUACGCCUUCGCCUAUUUCCGUGACACCGACGGGGAAAUCUACCCGAUUGGAGGACAGGAUGACAUUGAUAGCUAUGCCGCGCUCGUGGCGCUCAAACAACAGAACCCGGAUCUCAAAAUACUGCUGGCUCUUGGAGGAUGGAACUUCGGCAGUCUUAAAUUUUCCAAUAUGGUUGCUGAUGACGUCAUCAGAGGUCAGUUCGUUAAAAGCGCUGUGACGUUUCUGCGACAACAUAAAUUCGACGGCCUUGACCUUGACUGGGAAUAUCCGGGUUCCCGCGGAGGAAGACCAGCAGACAAAGCGAACCUUGUGAUCCUGUGUCAGGAGCUGAUCUCAGCCUUUAAAGCCGACGCUACUGCAACAGGAAAACAUCGUCUGCUUUUGACUGCUGCCGUGCCUGCUGGGCGGGGCACCGCUAUGGCCGGAUAUGACGUCAAACCGAUAAGCGAGUCGUUGGAUUUCAUCAACCUCAUGGUGUACGACCUACACGGUGGGUGGGACGGAAAGACGGGCCACAACAGUGCGCUGUUACCGAGCAGCGCGGACACGGGUGACGACGUCUACCUCAACAUGAACGAGACUGCAGCAUGGUGGAACAAGUCAGGGGCUCCAAAAGACAAGAUUGUUGUUGGCAUGGCAACUUACGGCCACACCUUUACUCUGCACGACCCAUCGAAUAGCGGAGUUGGGGCUCCGGCGGGCACCGGUCCUGGCGGGAAGUACACCGGCCAGUCCGGGUUUUGGUCAUACUACGAAGUAUGUCAAGACAUUGAAACGGGUGGUGGCGCGGUGGAGUUUGAUGACGAAAGCAAGGUUCCGUACUUCGUGAAAAACAGCCUGUGGGUUAGCUACGAUAAUAAGCGGAGUAUGAGACUGAAGGCCGACUGGUUGAAAGCGGAAGGAUAUUCCGGCUUUAUGAUCUGGGCUCUCGAUCUGGACGACUUCAACAAAGUGUGUUCUUCGUCUGCUAAGAGAUACCCACUGAUCAAUGCAAUUAUUGACCAGCUAGGGGAGGUACCGGCGACCACCCCGGGCGGGGAGACGAUGACGACGAGUGGGGAAACAACGAGCGAACAGACGACCGAACAGACGACCGAGCAGACGACAGAACAGACGACCAAGCAGACGACCGAACAGACGACCGAGCAGUCGACACAAGGAACCACUGAUGGAGGUGGAGAAGCUUUCACUUGCAGCGGGAAGGACAAUGGCUACUAUCCCCACCCGUCGGACUGCUCCAAGUUCUACCAGUGUGUCGAAGGUCGCACGUUCGAGUCCAGCUGUCCGUCAGGGCUCCACUGGGAUGUCAAGGUCAACGCAUGCAACUGGCCCGAAUUGGCUGGUUGUUCUGUUUAGGGUCGAGUUAAUUUAUUUUGUAAACGUAAGGAAAUUCAGACACAUGUUGUAUUUACAUUUCGAGAUCGAUGUUAUUAAAUGACAG